AUGCGAGCAGCUGCCGUCAUCGCUGCUCUGCUACUGCAAAGUGCCGUCUCUGCGUUCGUCAUUCCAUUCAAGCUAGCCACUGUCUUGAGCAGCAUACACAAAUCAAAGCUAUUUCGUCAACCGAACAUUAGUCACGUGGGAAUCGCACCCACUUUCACGGUGAUCAUUGAUACUGCCACAUCUGACUUCUGGAUUCCCGACAGCACUUGUACCACUUGCACUGGCAAGAGACUCUUUAACAGUCAAGUUCUUACUCUUUUCGUACUAGAGAACGUGGUACUUCAUUUAGUCCAACAUCAUUCGGUGUUACGGGAGAAGGAUUCCUCGGAAUGGGACACGUGGGGUGGCUACUCUGUCCGAAUUUCACUCAUUCGCUGCACGAAAGGCCAAGUGCUUGAGUUGCCUGCAGCGGUGUCUGCUUUGAAUGGAGUUGAUGGAGUGCUAGGCUUGGCAUUCCCAGCCUUAUCCAGCGCCUUUAUGACCACUCCUGCCUUUAUUAGAGGAGUCAGCCAAGGUAACAUUGCUCAAUCGGUGUUUUCCAUCUGGCUAGAAGAGCAGUGGCAAACGUCUGACAACGGCACUCAUGGUGUCAUUUAUUAUGGUGGUUACGAUCUCGUCCAUUGUCGUGCUAAUCGCAGUUUUGCGACGCUGUCGUCAGCUAGCUACUUCCAAUUCACUAUGGCAAAUGUAUAUGUAGAUGGCUUUGGAGUAGCCAAGAGAAUGCAGACAAUCAUCACCUCAACGUCUCCUUACAUCAAAGUGCCAACCACUAUAUUCAUGACGAUCCUGAACUACCUCAAUUUGAAUCAAGACGUUCCGCUCCCGGCACAGGUGGACUGCAACACGAAACUAACGCUCGGGUUUGAUAUCGGUGACGGUGUGGCGCUUAUGGUGACCGAAAGGAACCUAAUCUUGACGAACAACGACGGUACCUGCACAUUAGCAGUGCUGCCAACAAGUGCAGAUAGUUUCGACCAGGGAAAGCACAUCGAACUGGGUAUUCCGUUCCUACGUGGACGUUGCACGUACUUCGAUACGGGCCUUCAAAGCCUUGGAGUGGCUGACGCUAUACAGCAUUGA
Messenger RNA from Cooperia oncophora, 1080 nucleotides. NCBI's taxonomy places the organism in Eukaryota, Metazoa, Nematoda, Chromadorea, Rhabditida, Trichostrongylidae. The record is from the annotation of a GenBank genome assembly.